Messenger RNA from Hyalella azteca, 784 nucleotides. Its product is annotated as trypsin-1-like. Gene Ontology annotation, molecular function: serine-type endopeptidase activity. The coding region runs from base 14 to 784 and encodes 256 amino acids. Lineage: Eukaryota; Metazoa; Arthropoda; Malacostraca; Amphipoda; Hyalellidae. The transcript has 4 exons. Gene Ontology annotation, biological process: proteolysis. The record is from RefSeq and is a predicted model, not a curated record.
GGAGACGAUUAUCAUGAAGUUGUUCAUCCUGUGUGUCUUGGUAGCCUCGGGAUUCGCGGUCCCGCCGUCAACAAUCCCAAGGUCCAGGAGUGGCCAGAACAAGAUAGUUGGUGGCGAAGAUGCACGUCCUGGUCAGUUUCCCUACCAGCUGGGUUUAUAUGACGUGUCUGGCAUCCCCAAUGAAUUCCUAUGCGGGGCUAUCGUCUACGCUACUGAUACUAUGAUCACUGCUGCAAACUCUAUUUUAGAGGAGCUUGUGGCUGGAAAUCUCAGAUUGCAAUACGACGACGGGACAGAGCAAUCACGAAGCGUAGUUCAGAUCAUCGCGCACGAAAGUUACAACGUUAACACAGCUGAGAACGAUAUCGCAUUAUUAAAAGUUGACUCCUCUCUUGAAUUUAACACGUAUGUGUCCGGGGUGACCUUGCCUUUUCAGGGACAGAACUUCUCUGGAAAUGCUUUCGUUUCUGGAUGGAGAACCUUGAGCCCCGGAGGCAGUACUCCAGGUAACCUGCAGUACGCCAGCGUGCCCAUCGUCGACGACGAAACUUGUAGGAGCUUCUAUGGAGCGUCAGCUAUUGCCGACUCGAUGAUCUGUGCUGGAGACGGAAACGAGACAACAUGUAAGGGAGACGGUGGUGGCCCCAUGACGUGCGGGGAUUAUCUCUGCGGAAUUACCUCCUUUGGCUACGAGUGCAACAAGUUUGGGUACCCCGGAGUGAAAACAGAAGUCGUGAAAAGUCAUGAAAACAGCAUAAGUCGUGACUUCAACAAUACUUCAUGA